AUGCUGGCAUCAGAGAGAGAGAGACAGAGAAAGCGGCUCCCAUCUCCUAGGCUGCCAGAGUCGCGUGAGGCGGCCGCACUUCAUCAAGGCUUGCGGGAGUGCCUGUCGACAUUCCAGGACCUUAGCUCUGCGCAUGUUGUGCGAUACGAGACCUACUGGCUGGAGGAACCGGAGCACCUUCCGCAGGACAUACGGCAGCUCGUGGGCGAGCCCGCGCCGAAGCCCGUGAAGACGGAGGUGCAGGUCACGGAAGACGAAGCCUCCCGGGUGUCAUCUUUGCGCUUUCGCGUCCGUCAGUCCAGCAGCUAUGGUGGCUUGAGGCGCACUCGAAGCCACAGCGAUGUCUACCCCACCCCGUCAGGGCUGAAUAGCAGCUGCGGGUUCAUUUUCGAGGCCCCGGAGUUUGCUGAAGAGAUCGAGCCCACGAGGCCCAGAUCGCCCUGGCAGGAGAACAGGAACGACAGCAAGGCCACAGCGAAAAAGGUCGUGUUAUUGAUCGAAAUGGAGCUUAUGGGCCCCCCUCCUGGUGGUACCGUGUCAGAUGAACGGCAGACGCUGACGCUUCGAUCGUGGUUGAAGCGUGAGAAUCGGACGCUCUCCGACGCGGCAGACAUCUUCGGGUCGCUCAUGCUCAGUGUGCGGCACAUCCACCGAAAGCGCAUUGUCCACGCCGAUUUGAAGCCGGACAACAUCUUUUGCGUGGCCGAGCGCUCGAAGGUGCGCGUGGUCCGCAUUGGGGACUUCGGCCUGGCAGGCGAGAAUCAACUCUUCCGCCAGUUCGACCAAUUUUCUUCAGACAUGCUGACCACGCGCAGUGGCCUCACCGGGGGUACUCCUGGCUAUGCCGCUCCGGAAAUCCUGCAGUCGGUUCGACAAGGACAGCGUGCAGCCUGUUCUGACAAAGUGGACAUCUACUCCUGUGCCAUGGCAAGCAAGAGCGUAUACUUCUCACGUGACAGGCUCGACACGAGCUCACAGAGAGGCACUUCUUGUCUCUCAUCUUGUCCUCUUUUUCUUGUCUCCCCCUAG
Messenger RNA from Symbiodinium natans, 1029 nucleotides. Lineage: Eukaryota; Dinophyceae; Suessiales; Symbiodiniaceae. The record is from the annotation of a GenBank genome assembly.